This is a messenger RNA of Monoraphidium neglectum, 702 nucleotides long. RefSeq lists its product as hypothetical. The record is from RefSeq and is a predicted model, not a curated record. The coding region runs from base 1 to 702 and encodes 233 amino acids. NCBI's taxonomy places the organism in Eukaryota, Viridiplantae, Chlorophyta, Chlorophyceae, Sphaeropleales, Selenastraceae. The transcript is spliced from 7 exons.
AUGCUGGAGGCUCUGGAGGGCGCCAACAAGCGUGUGGAUGCGGCCGACAAGAUGAUCGCCAGCCUGAAGGAAGCCCUGAAUGAGGCGCUCCUCAAGCUGCGCGAGUCAGAGGCCGCCACCACCACCUUCAAGGCGCGCGCCGCCAGCGCCAAGGAGCAGGAGGAGUGGAUGCGUGCUGAGCUCAAGAGCGCCAAGGAGGCGCGCGAGGAGUCUGGGCGGCGGGCGGCCAAGCUGCGGGAGGAGGUGGCGGGCCUGCGGGCGGAGCGGAUGCACAUGCGUGAGGCGCUGGCGAGGGCCGCCAGCCGCGCGGCGGCGGCGGAGGACAAGGCGGCAGGGUCGCAGGCCGACCUGGUGGACCUCAAGAAGAAGAUGGCGGCCUUCGAACAGAGGAUGGCCGCAUGGGAGGCGUCGAGGGAGGUGCAGCGCAACGCGCGCGCCACGCGCCGCGAGGAGCUCGAGGAGAAGCCGGCGCCCAACAAGGAGUGCCCGCUGGCCCCCGGCUGCGCGCGCGAGGCCAAGGACCUGGGGCUGUGCGAGGCGGCCAAGGACCCGGCGAGCCGCAGCGGGCCCUCGUCGCCAGCCAGGGCGCGCGGCCCAUCGCGCGACUCCUCGGACGGCUGCGCCGACCAGCUGGUGGCCGGCGGCGCGGGGGGUGGCAGCAGCGACGGCUGCGGCGUGGCCAGGGCGGCCGGCGGCAGCUAA